Messenger RNA from Sphaerulina musiva SO2202, 1096 nucleotides. Its product is annotated as AhpC-TSA-domain-containing protein. Gene Ontology annotation, cellular component: cytoplasm. Gene Ontology annotation, biological process: cellular response to oxidative stress; cell redox homeostasis. NCBI's taxonomy places the organism in Eukaryota, Fungi, Ascomycota, Dothideomycetes, Mycosphaerellales, Mycosphaerellaceae. Gene Ontology annotation, molecular function: thioredoxin peroxidase activity. The transcript has 3 exons. The record is from RefSeq and is a predicted model, not a curated record. The coding region runs from base 150 to 920 and encodes 256 amino acids.
ACCCAUCACCAUCACGUAGCCCGCCCACACACACAGACACAUCACCACCAUCACCACCACCACCACCUCCUCCUCUACCACCAUCACCACCACCUCCUCCUCCACCACCUCCCGAGACCUCAUCCCCUUCCCAUCCCCCUCCGGUCAGAAUGGUUGAGCUUCGCAAGAGAAAGGAGGCGCCCCCUCCACCUCCUCCAGCCAAGAAGCGCGCGCCCUCCAAGGCGAAAAAGGACGCACCAAAGGUGGAAAAGGAGGCGGAAGCUGCGAAAGCUCCCGAGGUCGCGGUCGAGGAUGCGCCUCCUGCUGCGGUGGAGGAGGCCCCGGCAGCAACCAAGGCGACUGGUCCCCCCAAAGUCGGAGAGAGCAUCGAGCUCAAUGGCUUCGGCGGCGAAGUCCAGACGCACAGUGAAGAGGCGACUACAUUGGCGAAAUUGCUCGAGGCGAGCAAAUCAGGCGUCGUCUUGUUCACAUACCCCAAGGCUUCCACGCCAGGAUGCACCACGCAGGUUUGCCUGUUCCGCGACGCAUACGACGAUCUUACCAAGGCUGGACUGAGCGUCUAUGGACUGAGCAAUGAUUCGCCAAAAGCCAAUAAGAACUUUGUGGAGAAGCAGAAGUUGCAAUACCCUCUGCUGUGCGAUCCUAAGCAGACUCUGAUCAGUGCGAUUGGCCUGAAGAAGGCGCCCAAGGGAACCACUCGAGGUGUAUUUGUCGUGGACAAGACUGGAAAGGUGCUCGCGUCGGAGCCAGGAGGACCAGCGGCCACAUUGGAGGUGGUGAAGAAGAUUGUCGCUGGCUUGGGAGGAGAUGCGGACUCGGAUGGCAUCAAGCAAGGAGAGGAUGUCGUUGCAGCUGAGACUGCGGCCGACGUGGCAGACACAGCCGAGAAGCUGGAUGGUGAUGGGGCCAGUAAGCUGUGAGGGACCAUCUGGAGGAGCAAAGGUCUUCGACCAGUCUGUCUCAUCGUCAGCGCAAAUACAUUUGUUUCCAUCUGGCGGCCCCUUCGUCGCCGACAUGCAGCGACUCAAUGCGAUGCAGCACAAAGGAAGUGCUCGCACAAUGAUUGCGCACAUGCAGCAACCAUGAAGUGAGUUCC